GGUAUACACAUCGGGUGGCAGCCAUUCCCUGCACACUCUGUUCGUUAAAUUCACUCAAGUUUGAAAGCGGAUUGGUGUUUCAUAAAUAAGAAGAGGGAUAUACAUUUUUUCUCCUGUAAUAAGUUGAAUCCAGGGGAUGAUGUCACGGUAGUUGCCUCUGUAGAUGGAAUAGCUGUCCUCGUUGACCUACAAGACUAGGACAUCAGCGAUGGACAUUCAGAACUUUGAGAAAGGGCGUAUAAAAGCCCUGCAAGAUGAAAGAGUAUAUAUACAGAAAAAGACCUUCACAAAAUGGGCCAAUGCCUUUCUGGAAAAGGCAAGACUGGAAAUCAAGGAUCUUUUCACGGAUCUUGCUGAUGGAAAGAUCUUAAUGAAACUGUUGGAGAUCAUUUCGGGAGAGACAGUUGGUAAACCUAACAAGGGUUUAAUGCGUGUACAGAAAGUGGAAAACUGUAGUCGAUGUUUGAAAUUCUUAGCUACAAAGGUCUACUUUGAGAAUAUCGGAGCAGAAGAUAUUGUAGAUGGAAAUCCUCGUCUCAUCCUCGGUCUUAUCUGGACUAUAAUUCUUCGCUUCCAGAUCCAAGAGAUUGAAAUAGAAGUGGAUGAGGAAUCGACUGAGAAAAGAUCAGCUAAAGAUGCUUUAUUGUUGUGGUGUCAACGGAAAACUCAGGGGUAUCCUGGUGUCAACAUUACAAACUUUUCAACCAGCUGGAGAAAUGGCCUGGGAUUCAAUGCCCUUAUCCAUGCUCACAGACCCGACCUGAUAGACUAUGACAGACUGGCUCCAGAUGAGCAUAUAGAAAACCUGAACAAUGCUUUCACGUGUGCCAACAGCCAGCUUGGUAUCCCACCUAUCUUGGAUGCUGAAGAUGUGGAUGUUAACCGACCUGAUGAGAAGUCCAUUAUCACCUACGUGGCCUCCUACUACCAUUACUUCGCCAAGAUGAAGAGCGAGAUGACCGGAGGAAAGAGGAUUGCCAAGAUUGUGGGCCUGAUGAUGGAUGUAGAGAGUAUGGUGGACGACUAUGAGACUCUCACGACACGCCUUCUUGAGUGGAUUGUACGGAAAGUGGAGGAACUCAAUGACCGCAACUUCCCCAACUCUGUUGAGGGUAUUCAAAAGGAGCUUAUCAAGUUCAAGGAAUACCGAACUGUUGAGAAACCCCCAAAGAUGAGAGAGAAGGGGAACAUUGAAGCCCAGUACUUCAACAUACAGGCCAAACUGAAGGCUAAUGGUCAGAUUUUGUACACGCCCCCCGAGGGACAAUUCAUUCAUGAUAUAGAGACUGCCUGGAUCUGUCUAGAUAAGUCUGAACAUGUCCGGGAAGUCGCACUCCGGGAUGAAAUGAUCAGACAAGAGCGGCUUGAACAACUUGCCCAACGAUUCAGAAGAAAGGGUGAGAUUCGCGAAUCCUGGCUGGAAGACAUGGGGCAGAUUUUGGAUGAGAAGAUUGUAUGUGAUGAUGUGGCCACCGUGGAAGCUGCUGUGAAGAAACAUGAAGCCAUCAGUGCUGAAAUUUUAGCAAGGAAAGACAGAUUCAAGGCACUGAGAGGACUAGCUGACGAACUUGUACAGGGAAAUUAUCAUGCAAAGGGAGCAGUCCAAAAAACAGAUGAAAGGAUUGCUAAAAAAUGGCAGGACCUCCUCGACAAAUUGGAGAAAAGGAAGCUGACACUGUCAGGAUUUAACAACCUGAUGAACAUGUUCCGGGAAAUAGAGAGUAUCCAGGAGGAGCUCAAGGAAGUGGAGAACAAGGUGAAGAUAGAUGAGUAUGGCAAGCACCUGCAGGCUGUGGAGGAAUACCUACAGCAACACAGUCUGGCCGAGACACAGCUCAACUCUCUAGGCAAACGCAUGCGCAAUCUAAACAGGCGCUCAAAGAGCUCAACCGAUGCCUCCCAUCCAGAGGGCACCGUCCUAGAACAGAGGCUUAAUGAUGUCAACAAGGCCUACGAUAGGGUGAACGAUAUGAGUAAUGUACGCCACAAAGGUCUGGAUGUGGCUAAGAAGUAUUACCAGUUUCUACAGGAUGCCGAGGAAGAAGAGAGAUGGGUCUUAGAGAAAGUAGAUGUCUGUCGGUCUUCAAAUAUCGGCAAAAAUCUCAACGCUGCUCUUGUACUGCUUAAAAAGCAUGAGGCCCUGGAGGCGGAAAUGCAUGGACGAUGGCCGCGCUGUGAACAGAUGUGUGCAGUGGGUCAAGAUCUGGUCAACAGUGGGCACAAGGCACGCACAGAAAUUGGCUCCAAGAUCAACAGCCUGAUGGACAAAUGGAAACAACUCAAGGAGUUGGCUGCUCUGAGGAAAACCAAGAUAGAAGAUGGCAUCGAGGCUCAUCAGUACUAUGCCGAUGCUAAUGAGGCCGAGUCCUGGAUGAGGGAGAAGAUGCCCAUUGUCACCAGUGAUGAUUACGGUCGAGAUGAGGCUAACUCGCAGGCCCUCUUAUCUCGGCAUAACCGAUUGGAAGAGGAAAUUCGAGGAUUCAAAUCUGAAAUUAUGCGUCUUGAUGAACUAGCACAAUUGAUGACAAAAGCUGCUAGUGAGCACAAUAUUUCGCCAGAAAAGUUUAUGCCACAGGAGAACGGACAGAAUUCAGAUGAAGAGGAACUUGUAGAGGAGCUUGUCGAUGUUCCUCAUGAAAUAGAGGUUGAAGAGGUUGUGGAAAGGGAGGUCAUCCAAGAUGUUGUAGAAACACGAAAAAUUCCUCAGGUCAAAGCCAUGUAUGCUUACAAAGGACAGGGAAUGAAAGUGGACAAAGGGGAGAUCAUGAUAGUGGUCCAGAGAACCAAUGCAGACUGGUGGCAGAUCAGGAAAUCAGAUGGAACGGAAGGCUUUGUUCCGGCCAACUAUGUUGCUGACAUUGAACCAAAGGUCACACAGAAAAUUGUCAAGAGGCCUACAAAGGUUCCAGAGAAGGUCAAGGUUAAAAAGACAGUUAUGAAGAAAGAACUAGUGAAAAAGAAGAAAGAAAAAGAAAAGUCUUCCAAGCUGAGAAGGGCUCCUUCUGUGAGAUCUAAGGCCAACCUUCAUUUUGACAAAGACAACGUUGACAAGAGGCAGCGACAAGUGAACGUCACCUACAAUAAACUUGUUAGGCUAGCUCAGGCACGAAGGAUUGCGUUGGAUGAUGCCGUAGCCCUGUUCAAGUUUUACCUGAAGUGUGAUGAGUUGGAAGCAUGGAUGAUGGAAAAGGAACAAGUGUUGACCAGCAAGGAAAGUCUAGCAGACAACAUGGAGGCUGUUAGAAAGAAGUUUGAGAAUUUACUUACCAGCCUUGCUGCAAACAAAGGUCAUCUGGACAGCAUCAACAAAUUGGCUGAUGAGAUCAUCAAGUCGGGCAGUAGUCAGAGAGAUAAAGUGAAAAAACGUCGCCAGGAAAUUAAUGACAGGUGGGACAGAUUAAAUCGUCUAAAGAUGGAGAAGGAGAAGAAUUUAGAAGGAGCCUCAAGUAUAGAGAUGUUCCAAUCGACAUGUGACGAGCUGGGAGAGUGGAUGAAAGAUAAGGAUGCCAGUCUCAACACAGAUGAGGUGGCCAAUAACCUGAAGGCCAUUGAAGCCCUACAGCGUAAACAUGCAAACUUGGAACGAGAGCUGGUUCCUGUUGAAGAGAAAAUGAACAGAAUGAAUUACCUGGCAGACUCUGUAAGAGCAUCCUACCCAGACGAGCGGGAUUAUGUGGAUCAGAGACAGAGUGAGCUACAGAAUAUGUGGGAUAACUUAAAGAGAAAGGCUGAUUCUAAAAAGGACAAACUUGGAGACUCACAAGAACGCCAGCAAUUUAAUGAAGAUGCCAAUGACUUGAUGGCAUGGAGUAGUACCAUGAAGUCUAAGCUGGCCACUAAUGAGAUGCCCCGUGAUGUACAGAUGGCAGAGAGUAUGAUAAAGGAUCAUGAUGAACUGGCUGAUGAUAUUGAAGCCCACAAACCAAAAUUUGAACAAGUAAAGGCUCUAGCAUGCAGUGUCCUGCAAAAAACACCAGAUGCAUCAGAUGUAAAAGAUAAAUUGGGAAAACUUGAAGAGGAUGAAAAAGCUAUUAAUGAAAUGUGGAUCCAUAGAAAAAACCAGUUACAGGAUGCCUACGAUUUACAGGCAUUUAACAAGGAUGCAGACAACAUCGACUCAGUAACAAGCAGCCAUGAAAAAUUCCUGGAGUUUGCUGAUCUUGGGAGCACUGUUGAUGAUGUGGAGUCAUUAUUCAAGCGACAUGAAGACUUUGAGAGUACCCUGCAGGCCCAGGAUGAGAAAUUAAAGGCCCUUGAUGACCUGGCUAGCAAGCUGAUUGCAGGGGACCAUCCUGACAAGGACCACAUUGAUAACCGUCGGAACCAAGCACUGGAGAGACGACAGAAAGUGAAGGAGAAGGCAAUAGAAAGACACAAUGCCCUGCUAGCUGCCCAGGGCUCUCAGGAGUUCAAGAGAGAUGCUGCCGAGUUGUCGUCAUGGAUGAAGGAAAAAUACAAGACUGCCACUGAUGAGUCUUACAGAGAUCUCACCAACCUCCAGGAAAAACUUAAAAAGCAUCAAGCUUUCGAGGCAGAGCUCAAGGCCAACAGCGAGGGCCUCAAGUCUUUGAAUGAGCAAGGAAAUGCUAUGGUACAGGAUAAACAUCCUGCUACUCCCGAAAUCAAGGUCAUCCUGGAUGACCUCAAUACUCAGUGGAAGGACCUGUCUGAUAAGUCUGCCGACAAAGGGAACAAACUCCGUCAGGCAGCCAAGCAGUACGCUCUCAACAAGGCGUUGGCUGAUGCUCAGGGAAAAUUAGAUGAGAUGGAGAAGUCUGUGGCCAAUCCUGAUGUAGGGUCUGACCUCCGAGGAGUCAAAGCCUUGCUGAAAAAACACCAGAAUCUGGAGAGUGACCUUGUCUUGUUAGAUGCAACCAUCAAUGACAUCAUUUCUCAGGGCCAGGCUCUGGCCGACUCCGGCCAUUUUGACAGUGCUGGUAUCCGUAAGGCUGUGGACGUCUUCAACACCAGGUUUGGAAGACUGAAGCCAGAGGUAGAGAGAAGGAAAGGCCUGCUACAAGAUUCACUACAUUUCUAUCAGUUCAAGUUUGAUGCAGAUGAGGAGAUCAUUUGGAUCAAAGAGCACCUGCCUGCUGCUUCAUCAACAGAAUAUGGCAAAAGUCUUGUGGAUGCCCAAAACCUGCAUAAAAAACACCAGAAACUUGACCUUGAGAUCCUCGGCCAUCACCCCAUCAUUGAGAAGGUGUUGGGUACGGGUGAGAAGCUAAUAGAGGAGCGCCAUUCCAGUGCUAAGCAGAUCAAGGACAAAUGUCAGGAGCUUCAACUGUCCUGGGAUGACCUCGCCAACAAAUCCAAGAUACGCAAGAAGAAUCUUGACCUCUCCGUCCAGAUCCAGAGGUACCUGUCAGAAGUAGCUGAGGUAGAGAACUGGAUCAAUGACAAGAUGGUUCUGGUGACAAGUACAGACUAUGGUAAAGACGAGUCGGCGGCUGACAAAAUGCUGACCAAAAACAAGGUGCUGGAGACCGACAUCCAGACAUAUCAGGGGAUUGUAACUGGACUCAGUAAGGAAGCCCAGAGGAUCUUCAAGAUUGGCUGUCAGGACCCAUCCAGUCUACGGAAAGCCCAGAUGAUUGAAUCCGUUCGUCGCAAGGACAACUUACAAGACUUCCUGAACAAAUUGAAGCGCAUUGCAGCUGAAAGAACCCAGAACCUAGAAAUGUCUAAAUGGAUGCAUGCUUACACUCGGGAGAGCAGUGAUCUGGAGGGCUGGAUAGAACAACAGAUGCAGAUCGCAUCUUCUGAGGAGUACGGUCAGGAUUACGAGUAUUUGGUUAUUUUGAGGAACAGAUUCGAUGAGUUUAAGAGGUCUAUAGAGGCUGGUGGUGAGAGGUUUAAUCAGUGUGAGCGACUGGCUAAGACUCUGCUGGAAGACAACGUCCCAUACCGGGAACAGGUGGAGGAGAGGCAGGACCAACUCAGAGAAUCCUGGAACAAUCUGUUGGAGCAGAUUGAGGCAAGAGACCAGAAACUGUAUGGUGCUGGAGAGAUCCACAGGUUUAAUAGGGAUGUGGAGGAGGCCCUCACCAGGAUACAGGAAAAAUACUCAAGUAUACCAGAUGACCUUGGAAGAGAUUUAUUUGCUACACAAAGUUACCUCAAGAAGCACGAAGGAUUUGAGAAUGAACUCAUCGCACUGGAGGCUCAGCUUCAGGUGUUGAUUGAGGACUCAGACCGCCUCCAGCAGACGUACCCGGGAGACAAUGCUGCAGAGAUCGAGCAGCUCCAGGCUACUGUGGUAGAGAACUGGGGGGUUCUCCAGGACCGCGCUGCACAAAGGAAGGAGGAAUUAUUGGCCGCCUCGGAACUUCAUCGCUUCUCUGCAGAUGUACGUGACCUGAUGAGCUGGGUCCACGAGACGGAACAUGAGAUGUUAGCGGAGAAGCCUGUACGAGAUGUACACAGUGUUGACAUGCUGAAGGCUCGUCAUGAAGAACUCAAGGCUGAGAUUGAUGCCAGGGAUGAGACUUUUACGACCAUCUGUCAGACAGGCGAGGCCAUGAUCCAGGCAGAUCACUACGCCAAGGAUGAUAUUGAAACUAAGGUAAAGCAGGUCCAGGACACACGAGAGAAACUGAACAAGACAUGGGAAGACCAGAAGAAUUAUCAUGACAAACUCUAUGAACUGCACACCUUCCUGCGAGAUGCCGGGCAACUCGACACCAUUAGUUCUUCACAAGAGGCUUACCUGUCCAGUUCGGACUUUGGCACUGACAUUGACCAAGUGGAAAUGUUCAUUCGUAGACAUGAAGCAUUUGACAAAGUGCUGGAAGUCCAGGAAGACAAGUUAGAAGCAUUGAAGGACCAUGGUACUGAGCUUAUUAAUAGUCAACAUUUUGAGGCUCCCCAAGUCCAAGCAACACUCGAUGAUGUCACUGCCAGGCGUUCGGGGAUCAAAGACCAGAGUGGAGUACGUUCUCAGAAACUGGACGAUUCCCUCCUGUACGCUCAGUUCAACAGAGAUGUUCAUGAGUUUGAAGGCUGGGUAGAUGACAAGCUUAAGGUUGCUUAUGAGGAUGAUUUCCAAGAUGUGACAGAUUUAAACGAGAAGAUGAAGAAGUUACAAAAGCACCAAGCCUUCGAGGCAGAAAUUAAAGCUAACACAGAGGGCGUUGAGAAGAUUAAAGAGAAAGGGAAUGAACUGGUGCGGAGGAAGCACCCUGAAUCGGACAGAGUUCGUCAGUGUAUGCAGCGCUUCUCCUCCAAGUGGAAUGAGCUGCUGCAGGGAUCUAGUAACCGUGGGAAAGGUUUGGAGGAAGCCAAGGACAUUCUCAAGUUCAACGAGCAGGUGAACAAGGUGGAGGCCUGGAUCAGAGAGAAGGAGGCGCUGGUCAAUGCUGGAGACCUUGGCCGUGACUAUGAACACUGCUGUGAGCUUCAGAAGAAAGCCAAUGACUUGGAAUCCGCUGACUCUCUUGGUGGUAUUACUGUAGAUGAUAGUCGUAUCAAAGCCAUCAAUGACCUGGCCACCAAGCUCAUCUCACAGGGACGAACAGACACCAUGGCCGUCAAACAGAGGAGGGACGAGAUGAACCAAAAGUGGAAAGAUAUCCAGGGUGACCUUAACAGCUACAAACAGAAGUUGGCAGCUGCCUUGGAGAUCCACGCCUUUAACCGUGACGUAGAUGACAUUGAUGACCGUAUCAAUGAGAAGGCUGUGCUGCUGGCCAGUGAGGACAUGGGCAAGGACUUGCCUGCCGUAGAGGCCCUGCAGAGGAGACAGGAGGAGAUGGAACGGGAUAUGACCGCACUUCAGACUCAGCUCGAGAGAAUUGAGCUGCAGUGUCGUCAGCUCUGUAACAAGUAUCCAGAUAUGGCAGAUUCCAUCCUAUCUAAACAAAAAGAGGCCCAGGACAACUGGGAGAAACUGGAGGACCUCUCCGACCUCAGGAAGUCGAGGCUGGCAGAGUCCUACAAACUACAGAAGUUCCUGACGGAUGCUAGAGAGCUGAUUGCCUGGUCAGGUGACAUGACCACAAGGAUGAAUGCUGCUGACCUAGCCAAGGACGUUCCUGAGGCGGAGAGUCUACUACAGAUGCACCACGAACGCAAGGCGGAGAUUGAUGGUCGUAAACCCCACUUUUCUGCUGCGAGAGAAUAUGGUAACAAAUUAAUAGAGUACAAACAUUACGCCUCCGAGGAAAUACAGAAGACCAUCGGUCAACUUGACCACACAAAACUCUCACUGAAUGGAGCUUGGGACAAACGCAAUGUUGUCCUCACUCAAUGUCAUGACCUCCAGGUUUUCAUCGAGACAGCAGAGCAGGUGGAGUCGUGGAUAUCUACCAAGGAGGCUUUCCUGUCUAAUGAUGACCUUGGGAAUACCUUGUACAGUGUUGAGGCCUUAAUUAAGAAACAUGACGGAUUUGAGAAGGCGACCGCAGCCCAACAGGACCGACUGGAAGACCUGAAACAGUUCGCACAAAACCUGAGAGAACAGAACCACUACGCAACUCACGAGAUUGUAGACCGCUGUCAGGCGGCAGUGGAACGCACCAGGCGGUUCAUGGACCAAUCAGCAGCCAGGAGGCAGAAGUUAGAGGAUUCCAAAAACUACCAGCUCUUCCUCAGGAAUAUGUAUGAAGUGUCUAACUGGAUAAAUGAGAAGCUCCAGGUUGCCCUUGAUGAGUCCUACCGGGACCCUACCAACCUACAAGCCAAGCUACAGAAGCACCAAGCGUUUGAGGCUGAGGUGACUGCCAACAGGAACCGUGUGGACGCCGUUGUAGAGGAGGGCAAGGGACUGGAAAAAGAAGAGCACUACGCCAAGACUGAUAUAGAGAAGCGACUGAACGAGUUAGAGUUGAGUUGGGAAGCUCUCAUGGCAGCCAGUGCUGAAAAGAAGGACAGGCUCCAGGACGCCUACCAGGCACUGAUGUUCAAUCGAGUGGUGGAUGACCUCAUGUCAUGGAUGGAAGAUGUGGAGUCACAACUCAUGUCAGAGGACCAUGGCAAGGACCUCACCUCCGUCAACAACCUUCUCAAGAAACACCAGAUGCUAGAACAGGACAUCCAGAUCCAUAGAGAGAAGGUGACCGAUGUCCAGGACGCUGCUCAGGUGUUCAAGGAGGCUAAACACUUUAUGAACAAGGACCUGCAAGCUAGGGCCAAAGAAACAUCUGACAGAUACAAGUCCCUGACAGAGCCUUGCACCAUCAGGCGUGACAACUUGGAAGAGGCACUGUUGAUGUAUCAAUUCUACCGUGAUGCAGAGGAUGAGAUGUCAUGGAUACAGGACAAGAAACCAGUCGCCUCUUCCACUGAUCUCGGGGCCUCAUACCCAGCCGUCCAGAACCUAAUGAAAAAACACCAGGCAUUAGAGGCAGAGAUCAUCGCUCAUGAACCUCUGAUUGAUGAGGUAGCUAGUAAUGCACAGAGAAUGAUUCAGUCCAAACAUUUUGCCAGCCAAGACAUCGAGGUACGACUUGAUGAACUACACCGCGACCUUCAGCAGCUCAAGGAACAGACAUCCGUCCGCAAGGUCGCUCUACAAGACUCCCUGGAAUCUCAAAAGUUUUACGCUGAGAUAGCCGAGGCUAACAGCUGGAUGGAUGAGAAGAUUCCUGUCCUCAGUAGUCCUGACUACGGUAAAGAUGAGGAUACCGUACUGGCUUACACAAAGAAACUGGACGCCCUGGAGAGAGACAUUGAUAACUUUAGUAACAACAUCGGUGAACUGGCAGCACUGAGUCGAACCUUAGUGGACAAGGGUCACUAUGACAGUGAGAAUGUCAAGAAACAACAGGCAUCUGUUGAGAAUAAACACAGCCAUCUCCAGGAUCUGUCCAGCCAGCGCCGUGCCAGACUUACCGAUACGAAAAAACUGUACGAAUUUUACCGUGAAGCAGAGGAGGUGACUGUCUGGAUCUCUGAUCGAGUCGUCAUAGCAGCAUCGGAGGACUACGGACAAGAUCUUGAGCAUGUGGAGAUGUUGCAGCAGAAGUUUGAAGACUUUAUCCAUGACCUCAACUCGAGCGAAGAGAGAAUCACAAAGGUUGAAACCAUGGGAACCACCAUGAUUGAAGCAGAACAUUUUGAGUCUGAGAAGAUCAAGAUGAGAUUGGAGGAGAUUAAUCAGAUGUGGCUGGAAUUAAAGGAUGUUACUAAGGCUCGACAAGAUGCCCUAGCAGCUGCUAAGCAGGUACACAUGUAUGGUAGGGACGCAGAUGACACACUGGACUGGAUCCAGGAGAAGGAAGGGCUUGUUACCAAAGAUGAAUUCGGCCAUGAUCUGGAAAGUGUGCGCGCACUACUUAGUAGACACGAAGGACUUGAGCGUGACCUUGCAGCCAUCAGUGAACAGGUGGAAUCCAUCACCAAGGAGGCGGAGAGACUGAUCAGUCAGUUUCCAGAUGCCCAGGAACAUAUCGCCAUGAAACAUGAGGAGAUGGUGCAGUCCUGGAACAACCUUGUGGAGAAGGCCACACUGCGUAAGGAGAAGUUACAACAGGCUGACCAACUUCAGGUCUACUUCAACGAUUACAGGGAACUCAUAGCAUGGAUUAAUGAAAUGAUCGCCAUCAUCACAUCAGAGGAACAUCCACGAGAUCUGUCUCUGGCUGAAGCCAAGAUCACGUUAUGUAAGGAACACAAGACAGAGAUAGAUAGUCGGGAGGAAGUCGUCAGCACCUUCAGGGAGACAGGACAAGUCAUGAUCCAAAAUGGUCACUUUCUGUCCGACGAGAUUCAAGAGAAAGUGAAAGACCUAAACUCGGCCUGGGAAGCAUUACUAAGUACAUUUGAAACCUACAAAAGGAUCUGUGACCAGAACCUUGAGGCCCAGCAAUUGAAACACGAGAUGGAGCAGUUAGAAGCCUGGAUGACUAUCAGGGAGCCGUUAAUGAAGGAAAAGAAUUAUGGGAGCAACAUACAGGCUGUCGAGGAGUUACUACGGCGACAGGAUGACUUUGAGAAAACUGUUGAAGCUCAGUCGGAAAAAUUCAAAGGAAUAUGUCGUAGAACACAGUUAGAACAGGCAAUCCUAGACAAGAAGCAGCAGGAGAUUGAACAGGAGAAUGCCAGAAGGGAGAUGGAGAGACUUGAGGAGAUCAGAAAACGCGAGCAGGAUAGAAUCAUGGAGGAAAGAAAACGAGAGGAGGAGCAGAGGAAGGCGCGGGAUGUCCUCCUCAAACGACAGAAAAGUGGCGAUGUUUCGUCUGACGAGGAUGACGCUGACAGAGACAAGUUGGAUCGUAACACUGUGAAGAAUCUGAUUGGUCGUUCACAUAGUAUAAAGAAAAACAAGGGAGAUAAGAAAGGGGACAAGGAGAGUAGUGGAAAAGAGGUACGACGAGCCAUCAGUUUCAAGGCUCGUACUGAUGGUGCAGGCUCCCCUCCGCCGGUGCUACAAAAAGCUUAUGAAUUUAGACAAGGGGAGGGAAUAGUUCAAAAUGACAGUGAUGAGCUGGACGCUCCAACCCUGCCAGAUGCCCCACCUCCAGAGAUGCUGGGUGUGAAUGACCAACAGGCUAUGCCUGGAAGGUCGCCUCAGCUCAGCCCCAAACAGAAACGUAUCGAGGCUCUCAAGGACGAUGGCAAAGAUAAGAAAAAGAGGACUCCUAGUUUUAAUCUUCGAAGACGAACACGUAGUUUUAAGGAAAAAUAUAAACUUCCUGAUAAUUUACCCCCUGCAGAAGUUGAAGGACUUUUAGAACGCAAGCAGGAAUUACAAACUGGUGGUAAAAAAGCCACAAUUCGGUCCUGGAAAUCUAUGUAUACUGUAUUAUAUGGACAAAUUAUGGCAUUUUUCAAAGACAAGGAAGCUUCUGCGGAGAAAGUGCCCUGUGCUCCGUCCCUAUUCAUACACAAUGCUUACUGUGAAGCUGCCAGAGACUACCACAAAAAGAAAAAUGUAUUUCGACUACGACUCAAAGAUGGUGCUGAAUAUUUACUGGAGGCAGGGAACCAGGGCGAAAUGAAUGAUUGGCUGUCUAAAGUCAGCCAUUUUGCAGCUCAGUUGCCCAUGCACACAGAUUCGGAAUUCAUACAUAAUUCUGAUCAGGCGGACGACGAUGGAGGGGCAGAAGAUGACAUGCUGGAAGACUCAGAGUUGAGGGCAAUAUUUACAGCUGCUCAAGUAUCUGAUGAUGUUGCCGAGGCCAUGGCCAACACGGAACAUCCUGAGGGUCGGGCACGCAGCACAUCUCCUUUGGCACCUCACAGAGAAUCUCAGGAGUUCAGAGAGGAGGACCUGGCCAGAGUACGUCAGAUGGCUGACAGUGGUGACUCCCCACGUGUUCCAGGAAUCUCAAUGGAGGUUUCUGAGACUGAACCCAGACAACAGGAAAGUCCAAGGGAGGAGUUCACUGACCACCAGACACCUGUUAAUGACCGGACAGCCAGCAGAUUGAGUGACCCAUCUUCAGAUCAUGAUGAGGCAGCAUCACCUCCAGCUUUGCCAGUCUCUGAUCAGCCACCGAUUACCAUGGCAACUUCUGACCAGUCACCUGUAGUCAUGGCAACAUCUGAUCAGUCACCAGUGGUCACACCUCGCAGUUACAAUGGUAGUGAUGAACUCAAUGGAGAUGGUCAGGACCAUCAACCAUACCAACAGGAAAGUCCAAGAGCAAGACCUCGUCCAGCCCCUAGGGACCGCCCAAUGUCAGAGCAGCUUGGUGCUGAGGAGGCUGACCAUGGAGAUGAUGACAAGAAGGCCAAGAGGAGGAGCGUGUUUGGCUUCCUCAAGAAGAAGAAGGACAAAGACCACGAGGAACAUAAGGAGCACAAAGAACACAAAAAGCACAAAAAGGACAAGAAAUCGGAAACGUAGUCUUCACAGCACGGUUGUUACAGGGACGAGGUGUUUCCCAACAUGGCUACAGGGUCAAGGUGACCGAACAAAGACAUAAAAGUUAAAGGAUGGGAAAUCGAAAUGUCACAAACAGUUGACCACUUUUACAACUAACAAAACAAAUUUAGUUUUAAGUUUGGUGAUGCUCUGCUGAAGGGGAUGAAAAAACAAUGUUUAUGAUUCUCAAAUUACCUGAUACAAGGUGAUUAAUUAUGCUGAGACAGGUGAUAAAGAUAAUUAAUUACAAGGUAGGAAACAGGUGAUUACAAGGUAACGGGAGAUACUGGAGUGGCCAGAACACCUUCACUGCCCUUUUAUCCCAAAUUAACAUUUGUGUUCAAUAGAUAGUAUUAAGAUGAGGGUUAUAGACCUGUUGAUAGAAUUUUAAUCUGUUGAUCUAUUAUGAUUUUGUUUAUAAAAUCAACAAGAUGACACUGUAACUUUUAGAUAGUUUAAGCAAUUAAUAUAUGAAUAUCUUUCAUAUUGUAAAUGGGGAUAGAAGAAAGUGCUUUUAUUUCUACCAAAUAUUCCUUUACAAAUGAAUUUUCUUACAUUUUCCAUCACAUUACCAGGAUAAUGUCAAACCCUACUGAGUUUUUCUCAUUAUCGCCCAGAGGGGCGUGUUCUCUAAAGAUGUUUUGUAAUAUUUCCUGACCUUAUAGGUCCUAAAGGAUUUGUUAUGAUUCCGACAGUUGAACCGAUUCUUUAUGAUUCCGACAGUUGUUGCGGUAUAUGUGUAGGUUUUUUUAUGUAUUUAUUACCAGGUGUCGUAUUCGAUAUGUUAUGAAAUAUUAUACAAUAGGCUAUGCAUACAGAGUAGUACUUAUCAGUCCUGAAACAUCUAACAUUUUUUGGUUACUUUACUUCUUUAACUGCCAGUAGUCCUUUAAAAUGGCAUUACUUACAAAGAUGUUCGGUAAUGUGGUAUAUUACUAAGUAUACACCUUUAUCAUGAUAUAUGAUGUAAUAUAUUGUUAAAGACUCAUCGUUGAUUUUUCUUAUAUUGAAUGUCGGAUAUUAAACUUAAUGUUGUCUAGCACAAAGAAAUAAGAAAACAACUAUUUUUGAUAAAUUAUUAUGAACAAUAUGCAACAAAUCCAUCCAUUCAUGUAUCAUAUUUUUUUCAUCGCUGCAAUAAAUUUUGCUGUCAUUUAUUCAUAAUGACAAUUUAUUCCUGUUAAGUUUUUAUUCCCUUUAAAUUUUAGAAGGUCAAUUAAAGAAUAUGAAUAUUUGUUAUUUUUGUCUAAAAUAUUGUUUGCUUGGAAUGAAGACAAUAUUUCACACAAGUGUGAAACUUUGCUGGGACCAAUAUAGUUACAACAUUACAGAUCAGUCAAACUUUGAUGGGACCAAGAAACUUUUCCUAUAAAUUGAAAACAUUGUUGGGACAAAGAUUUUUCAUAUUAUCUUAAACAUUGCUUGGACCAAGACUUUUCACAUUAUCUUCAACAUUGUUGGGACCAAGACAACUUUUCAUCUUUCUUCUGAUUUAUAUUCUUUUGUUUCAUGAAAUAUUAACUUAAUGAAAAAUGUGAUGACACAAAAAGCGUCAUUGAUGUCAUGUGUAUGUUAGUGAUGUGAUAAAAAGGAUAUGGGCUGUGACAAAGGAGUGGACAUCUCAAGUAAUUUUCAUUUGAACAAUAUAUAAUUUUAUGAACUCUAAUGAAAUAGGCAUGAACUAAAGUCAGUUAUAAAAACAAAAUUUGAAUUAUUUUUUAUAUUUAUUUUUAUGACUAUAAUUAAUUGUUCUACAUGAUGCUCUUCUGUAAAAGCAAUUUUAAAAGUUAAAUGAUUAUAGGAAAUAACUUAUAAUUAAUAAUAUAAUUAAUCUGGUUCAGGUGAAAAUAAAAUGUUUUUUAAAGGUACUAUACCUUACUGUUAGGGAUGGGGGAAUAUUAAAGGAUGUCCAUAUAUGGGGAUACAAAGUUUAUAUAAAUAUAUUUAUAUACUGUGCAUUGUCUCAUUGUGUUCCCUUUGGAACUGGUAUUACUAGAUAUUGUUGGUUAUUUUUUGGCAACCCAGGUUGUGAAAUCCGCUUAUGAUACCGGUAAAGAUUUUUGAAAGAAGAAUCUGGAGUCUACCAAGAUCAAGGUUGUCUUUUUAGGGGAAUAUGGAGUUAAUCGAAGUCGAGGACAAAUUUUCCGAGGCUGGAGUAAAUUAAGGUCAAUAAAGUUUGUGAAAGUGGAGGCCAGAGUUAAUUUGAGUUCAGUCCAAAUUCUCUACCUGAAGAAAACAAAGCAGAUGAUAUCCUGCUUCUUUCAUUGGUUAAUUUGAAUACUUAUCUGAAAUACUGUCACAUGUGAUGUCCUUGGGAGACGUGUAUUGCCAGUCUUCCUGAUGUCCCUGUGAGAAUAGCUAGUUAUUCCCCUUACCAUCACAGGUCACACCGUUCACACACAUCUUAUUUGUUGAGUUUUGUAUGUUUAUGAUUCAUUUGAAGGAAACCUAUUUCUUGUUUUGAAUUAAAGUGCUGUAAUAUUUUCCCCCUCGAGUCAAAUUACUUUACUAUGUAAUGUUGAUAUUUAAUAUUUUAGACUAAAUUAUAACUUGUUUUAGUAUUUAUCCAUACAAUGUAAAACACGUGGGAUCAUUGUGAUGAGAACAAUUCUUCAUUUACCUGUAAUAAAUGGUUAGUGUGUAGUUUACCUGUAAACAUUAUAGACAUAGUUUGUCUACACCUGUGAUUUAAUCCACUAUUUACUCCCUCUGUGAUUUAGGGGUGUCGCCCUUCAUACAUCAUGGAUCUGAAUGUGUAUCAUUUUAUGUAAUUAUUUUACUCUUGUAGCCUUUAAAUACACUAUAAUACAUUUUCAUCAUAUGAAAGUAAUUUAUAUGUGUAAAGCUUGAUGUAUAGAACACUAAUAUUAGUAUAGUUCAGGAAAUAUACUGACAAUAUUAGAACUAUUAUCCUAUAUAUCACAGAUGCCAAAAUAACAAUUGUAUGAGAAUACUAUAUCAGAUUAUACAUUGCAGUAUUGCUAUAUUGUAAAUACUACAAUUUAUAUACAGGACUAACAUUGUUACAGUUCACAAAAGCAAUAAAUUGUAAUAAAACCUAUUAAA
Messenger RNA from Pecten maximus, 15874 nucleotides. RefSeq names its product spectrin beta chain, non-erythrocytic 5-like. Gene Ontology annotation, cellular component: plasma membrane; cortical actin cytoskeleton; cell projection. Gene Ontology annotation, molecular function: phospholipid binding; actin filament binding. Bases 209 to 12790 code for a protein of 4193 amino acids. Gene Ontology annotation, biological process: actin cytoskeleton organization. Lineage: Eukaryota; Metazoa; Mollusca; Bivalvia; Pectinida; Pectinidae. The record is from RefSeq and is a predicted model, not a curated record. The transcript is spliced from 90 exons.